GGAAGUAAUGCUGCAGACAAUGCAAUGCCUUUACAUAAACCAGCCAUGCCCCCGCCUCUGGGAUAGUGUUACCUUGAAAAAGAUAGCGUGGAAAGAACAGCUACUGAGAUGGGUAACACCUGCCUGGAGAACGGAUCUUUCCUGCUCAACUACGUGGGGUGUGUGGAGUGCAACAAGAGGGACUUUGUGCUGAUCGCAAACAGAGCAACGGAGGAGGAGGAUGGAGAAGAAAUCAUCACUUAUGACCAUGUGUGUAAGAACUGUCAUCACAUGAUAGCCAAGCACGAAUACACAUUCAGCGUGGUGGACGAUUACCAGCGCCGGCCAGCUGGCUUCACCGCCUCCUUUGACUGCACCUUUGCAGCUCCAGCCCUCCUGCUUCACACCAUGAGCUCUGCCCGGCACGUCCAGCUGAGCCAGACCCCUGGGAGAGGCUCGGCCCCUCUUCAGGGACUGUGCACCUCAGCAGUAUCUGCGGUGACACUCGGUGUUAUCAGAACAGCCGGGUUCGGCAGCCAGCUGUUACACAGCCCAGGAGGCCCAUAGGAGUACACCAUGCUGUGCCUGUUGUGCGGCCGGGCCGAGGACUCCGUCAGCAUCCUGCCCGACGACCCUCGCCAGGCGGCCCCCUUGUUCUGAAGCUUCGGCCGCCGCCUCGGGGCGGGUUUGCGUCCGGCCUCGCUAGACUGUUGGCAGAGCGAUGGCGGGUUACAGUCAUUAAACACGUGCCCUGUGUUGUGAACGUGAGUCGCCCCACGGUCCGGCACCCCGCUCCUCCCCAGACUCGGCAUCAGAGAGGCUCAGGACCCUGGCCUGGAGGAAGGAGCAGGGAGGGGGGCGUAAGCCAGGUUGCUUGGAGGACUGGUUCUGGGCUGGGGAGCGUGCCGAGGGGGAGGGAGUGGGACGGUCCUUGGCACAAACCAAGGUAACAGCUGCUGUCAUGUCCACGGUGUCCGGCCUGGGAUCCCACCCCCGGGAGGUAAUUUUACAGCCGACAUGCAGGGGCACUGCGUGGGUCUAUAGUUUCUAAUGACAUUAGACCCGGCUGACAGUAGCAGAGCCCCACGAGGCACCCCCCAGCGUGCCCCCCAUAGGAGUCCGGAGGCUGGUACAUCUGCUCUCCGCCCAGCUGUCCCUGCGGUCGCUCGGAAUCCUCCCCCACGCCGUGGCCCAGGACCACGCUAACCGGGCCCAGGUUAGAGCCGUAGCAGGAGAUUUGCCAGCAGCUGUGGCCAGGCUGCUUGGGCUAACAAGCCAGGUUGCUUGCCUAGGGCCUGUAGUCUCCCUCUGAAGGGAAGGGGAAGGUGGCUCCGGAUCUCCUGGCCAGCCUUCGCCAAGGGGCGGCCAGUGCUGCUGGCUCUCCUGGGGGUGACCGGCGGCAGUGUGGUGGUCCCUUUCUGGAGACCAGUUGUUCUUGUGCACGGGUGGGUAAUAAACUAGGAGAGCUUUGGGGCACUGGUGGUGUCUUCAGAGGCAUCUGUCCCGUGUCUGGCACGGUGGGGCCCCGAUCAUGCCUGGCGCUGCUGCAGCCGCUCAGUGCCACCUGCAGCCAGCCCAGCCCUUGGGGAGUGGGGAUUUCUCCA
Mauremys reevesii (Reeves's turtle) is the source of this 1583-nucleotide messenger RNA. RefSeq names its product churchill domain containing 1 (gene CHURC1). Gene Ontology annotation, molecular function: zinc ion binding. The transcript has 5 exons. Gene Ontology annotation, biological process: positive regulation of DNA-templated transcription; fibroblast growth factor receptor signaling pathway; multicellular organism development. The record is from RefSeq and is a predicted model, not a curated record. The coding region runs from base 109 to 546 and encodes 145 amino acids. Lineage: Eukaryota; Metazoa; Chordata; Testudines; Geoemydidae.